Tachysurus fulvidraco (yellow catfish) is the source of this 2789-nucleotide messenger RNA. RefSeq names its product troponin I type 1b (skeletal, slow) (gene tnni1b). The transcript is spliced from 10 exons. The record is from RefSeq and is a predicted model, not a curated record. Gene Ontology annotation, biological process: muscle contraction. Lineage: Eukaryota; Metazoa; Chordata; Actinopteri; Siluriformes; Bagridae. The coding region runs from base 1950 to 2510 and encodes 186 amino acids. Gene Ontology annotation, cellular component: troponin complex.
UGACCCCAUAGAGGUGUAGCCUACAGCCUAACCUGUUUACAGCAGUGACGCAUUGUACGAUUGGUGGAUGCCAACCUGUAAACACGAAGAAGACGUCACACUGUGGGCGUGUUUCCGUUUAUCCGUGUAUGUGCAGCAGUAAUGAUAAGUCAAGGCGAGAGCAAGACGAGUUUCUCUAAGUGGGAAUAUACUCAUUAUUUCACUUUAGUGGAGCAUAAAGUCAAAAACCUUUUAGUCAAAUGUAAGCUGUGUCUUUCUGGUUCGAAAGUCCUAUAUAGGCUACUGCGAUAAACCAACUCCAAUCUGCGAAGCACCUCUAGAAACUACAAAGCUAGAAGCUAAUCCGGUGUUGGUGGGCACAUUCAAAGUGAGCCAAGCCCCUCCAGCCAAACACCAGCGACUAGAUUUUAACCGGACUGUCAGCCAGUGACCGAUCAACAAACAUAUAUAUGUAUAGACUAUAAUGCAUUAAUGGGGACAUUAAAGAAUGUUCUUUAAAAAAAAGUAACUAAAAAGUUACUUUUAACAGUCACAUGUUACUUUUUGGUUUAAGUAAUCAACAAAGUAACUGAGUUACUUUUUGAAUGAAGUAACUAGUAACUGUAACUAGUUACUAUUUCUUAGUAACUAGCACAACACUGCUGGAACUGUUUAGCAUGUCUUGUACUGUAGCAUUAAGAUUUCACUUCAUGAGAACCAUGGGAUCUAGUCCAAACCUGGUUUUAGUGUGAAAAUUCCCCUGUGCAUUUCCAGGCCUUCUCACCUUACAUCAGUGCCUGAGCUCACUAAUGCUCUUUUGGCUGAAUGAGCAAAUCUCUAAAGCAAUGCUUCAAAAUGUAGUGGAAAGCUUUCCCAGAAGAGUGGAGGUUGUUACAGUAGGAAAGAAUGGACAAAUCUAUAUUAAAGCCCAUAGUUUCUGAAUGAGGAUAUCACCAAGCAUAUAUUGGGGUAAUGGCCAUGUGCUAGCAUACGUUUGGCCAUAUAUUGCAUUUUUAAAAUUUAAUUUAAAUUAAGGUGCCAUUUAUAUUUAUAUAAAACUUGUGAGCCCCUGCAAUGACAUUAACACUGAUUUUAGUUUGCAUAAUCAUUUUGUGGUGCAACUAGACAGCUUCUUUGUUUACCAAAACAUUGCCUAGCAUCCGGGCAAAUUUAGAUCUUAUAAAAAAGAAUGAAUUAUUAAUGAAACUAUGAGCUUAAUCAUAAUCAUGAAAUCCAACAAGAAAUUAAAAACUUUCCAAUGAAUUACAAUGAUGUAAUUCACUCAUAUACAAAUUGCAAAUUCCUAAUAAUCCAAUUUUGUUCUUGUAUCUCUGACUUAGACAAAUUGAGGAUUAUUGGGACUGAAGCAAAGACAAUGAUAGACACAGUGAUACUGGAAUGAUAAAGUAACGAUAAAGUAGGUGCUGGACUUUGUUAAGCAACUCUAGAAGUAAAAAGAAGUGCUGGAUAAGAGCUGUGUGUGUGUGUGUGUGUGUGUGUGUGUGUGUGUGUGUGUGUGUGUGUGUGUGUGUGUGUGUGUGUGUGUGUGUGUGUGUGUGUGUGUGUGUGUGUGUGUGUGUGUGUGUCGGUGCUUCUAUAAAUAUCUCCCAGUGAGAAGCAAGGCAAGAACAAUAAGGGGUUGGCUUAAAAGAAGGAGACAUUGUUUCUGAGCAUCAUUUUGUGGUGCAUCCCUCCUUCCAUCACUGUGUUAGAGUUCCAAGCUGUACAAUCCAUUUACUUCACAUACAAGGAAAUAUUGUACAACGUGGAUGUUUAAAAGAGUUUCCUUAAAACUCACAGAAGGCAAAAGCUCUUUAAAAAGCCCGAUGAACGUCUAUUUAUGGCACAGCACUGGUGGAAAUCUAGGAGAAAGCCGGCUUGUUAUCUGAAAGAGUUGGCAUGCCGUUAUCCACAUAUACACUUUGUGUCAGACAACACUUUAUUUUAAAGGUUGGAUCCACAUUGUAAAGAUGCCUGAGCAAGAGAAAAAGUCCAAGAUUUCAGCUUCACGUAAACUAAUGUUGAAGAGCCUGAUGGUUGCUAAAGCUAAAGAAAUGUUGGAGCAGGAGGCAGUGGAUAAAGAAGAGGAAAAACAGCAAUAUCUGGCAGAAAAAGCUCCUGUUCUACAGACUAGUGGAAUGUCUUUUGCAGAUCUCCAUGAACUGUGUCGGGAGCUUCAUGCCAAAAUAGACGAGGUGGAUGAGGAGCGCUAUGAUAUUGAAGCAAAAGUGCUGCAUAACACCAGAGAGAUAAAAGAUCUAAACAUUAAGGUUUUAGACUUGAGAGGGAAGUUUAAACGGCCCAAUCUGAGAAGGGUAAGAGUGUCAGCAGAUGCCAUCCUGCGCUCUCUCUUGGGCUCCAAACACAAAGUGUCAUUAGACCUGAGAGCAAACCUCAAAUCAGUCAAGAAAGAGGACACAGAAAAGGAAAAAACCGUAGAGGUUAGUGACUGGAGGAAAAACGUGGAGGCCAUGUCCGGAAUGGAAGGCCGUAAGAAAAUGUUCGAUGCUGCCAAGGGACCUGUGCAGUAAUCAAGAUGUGGGAUCAGUCGAGUGUGAAGAGACAGCAAUCCUAGGUUAUUGUUGGCAUACUGCCAAGCAAAUUUUCUUUAUAUAAAUCAUUUAUUGUUUAUCUAUAAUUUCUGAAUAUAAUUGAGUAGCACUCAAAUUAUUAUAUCAGAGUCAAGAUCAGAGUUGACCAGUCAGAGUUGACCAGAACUACAACACUGGAUUGUUGCACCGAUAGAAACAUUUUUGUUUGAUAGUUUUUGAUUACCGUCUCAAUAAACUCUAUUCAUUUCUAUAAACAUU